Molecule: messenger RNA, 2435 nt
Organism: Fimicolochytrium jonesii
Lineage: Eukaryota; Fungi; Chytridiomycota; Chytridiomycetes; Spizellomycetales; Powellomycetaceae
Exons: 4
Coding region: 200-2308 (702 amino acids)
Biological process (GO): DNA integration; DNA recombination
Molecular function (GO): DNA binding
Source: RefSeq, a predicted model, not a curated record
CAGAACAGGAAGGAGAAACUUUGACGGCCCUCGAUAGCGCGACUUUGCCGCGGGCGUCCGGUGAGUAACAAUUGCAUCGAUUCCAAUCGGCGUUGGAAAUGCCAUCCCCUCCCUGGCCAGUUUGCAGCUUCGAUAUCCGAUAGCAAUAUACGAAAUCAAUCGGAGUCGCUCAAGUGGCACCGAAACUGACUCAGAAUUGAUGUUAUUUCUUCACUUUCCCUUUUCUCAAUCAGUUCAUCACGCCGAAAUGGAUGAGGCGCACACUGCCUAUCCACGGAGUCGCGGCGAUGAGAGAUCCAACGAAGCCGAGGAAAGAUAUGAGGUGUCUUCGCCGAGACCUGCCAGUGAUGCGAGUCUAAAUCAACGGGUUGACGUUGAUGUACCCCACACUCCAACGUCAAGGGCGGUGCUACGAAAUGUCACUCCGCCAUCUACCCCUGAGACCGAGCGGCGGAGGGCAGCGGACUCGCCCGGCAAUCCUUCAGAGAAUAGGAAUCCCCUUCCACCUACUCCAAGCAAUGAGCAGCGAGAUUUCGUCGGCGUCAACUCGCAAAACGAGGUCCUUCCUACCCUCGCGUACGAUUCUGGUCGAUCGCCAUCGGUUCCUCCACCCAUACGGCCGAGAGACGUUAUGCCAGACGUGGAUGGGGACGACUUAUCCCGCGGCAUCAAGAGCGUGGUCCGUUUCAAAUGCUACACACUGCAGACUUUCGACAUGACGCCGCUGAAUCACGUGGAGUUCCACAAUCUGCGUGCAUUUUUCAGUGCCUCGCACGAUUUCAGGCGGGGCCACGCUCACCCUCGGAAUGAACAAACGAUCGCCAAAUCGCGCGAAAGGAUUUGCGGUUUCCUAGGAUGGCUGAAAGCGUCGGGACGUUGUCGAACUCCAUCCUUUGAGAAUUUCGAAGACGUUGACCUGUUCUUGGAAAAGUAUGUAGACGGAUAUCUCGGCCGUGUCAGAGGUCUGAGCGCUGGUAGUAAAGGCAAUCAUCUGAGUAGCGCCCUCGACGUGUUGCGAUACCGCGGCACAACAGAAGAGGCAUCCGGUAGCGGAGCUGAAGCGAACUUGAAGAUCCGCAAGUUGAUGCGAGCUCGUAACAAUUUACAGACCUUAGCGGAAAGGGAAAGGAACGAUGAGAAAUACUCUGAACCUCGGGGCAUUGUCAUCUGGGAACAGGUUCGUUUCCAGAUUGUUGAAACAUUUGUCAACGUUGGCGUAUUGGCGGGUCUGGCAUAUUGGCGCGUAUGUGAUGACAAUAUGCUCUUCCAGGUCCUCGAAGCCGUUCACCGUCAAUAUCGGGCGCUGCUGGAACUAUGGGGUGCGACCUCGGAUGAGCCUAUUAAAGCUUUGGCUGCCGAAGCUCAGGCAUUCGUUGCGUUGUCGUUAUACACGGCGUUGCCACCUGCAAGGUCGAAAGAAGUCCGACUGCUCUGGGGCUGCAUCUUACCCGAGUCCGAGAGUCGGGGGUCAUCGCAAAACCAUAUAACUACCUCUCAUGGGCGUUAUGUUGCAGUCAUGAGUGAUUAUAAAAACAGAUUAUCGAACGGCAUGCAAGAUAAAAUAGAACUGCCAAAGGAUGAGGAAGUUCUAUUGAAAUAUCUUCUGUGGCUCAUGCGUGCGGAUGUUCGCCAACUUACGACGUGCGGUAAAGAUCAUGGAUUGCUAUUCUGCAAGCGCAGUGGGGACGCAUUCGAUGAUGCCAGUCAAUGGACUGCGUAUAUCUCCGGUCUUGUGGAGAAGCAUUCGGGCAUUCCGCAUGUUGGGCCGAAUGCUUUGCGACAUGCUUUCGCUACUUUCGUGGAAUCUUCGGACGGGUUGGACCAUCAGCGCCUGAGAGAAUCGGCUAGCCGUGCGAUGCGGCACACCGUCAGAAUGCAGCAGCUCGUGUACAACGACGCGGGCUCUAUCGAGCGGAAACGCAAAGCUGUGGACUUUGCGACGGACACAUUUAAGAGGGCUGUUCUCGGUUUCAACAAAGGGACAGAAGGCGCUUCUUCCCCUCGCUACGUCAUCCCGCCCAUUGGGGCAGUGGUGGGGAUUGAGCAGAGCGACGGGCUGCCUGGCUUCGCUAAGCUUGUACGGCUCGAAGCCAACACCGAGGGCCUUUUCCUGGCCUUGCAGCGAUCGCAACCCGGGGGAACAUCUGCAGAUGGGGUCAUCUUCACUGCCGACGCACGGGAUGUUCUACGCAAGAGCAUCCCGAGAGAUAUCGUCUGGCCGCUCGAUUAUGACAAUGUAGGGAGCGACUACCUAGUGCGAACGACUUCUAAUACAGUGAAGGACGCGUUGGAAGCCCAACGCGGGUGAGACCGAUGUCCCAUCUGGAGACUCUUCGUAGGCCCUACACCUGACUCUGCAGCGCCGCUUGGGCCCCGCCUUCCCUGUGCACUCAUUCGAAAUGUAAGUUGACCAUGGCAAAUAUGUCAGACCAGGC